AUGAACGCGGAUAAUAGGCGAGGGGAGAUGGCGGACGUGAAGAUGCAGCUGGGUCAACUCGCGGGAAGCAGGGCGCCGGGAGCGGCGGAGAUGCGGCGCGAGCUCUUCAAGAAAGUCAUAUCGCACAUGACCAUCGGGAUUGACGUGUCGUCCGUCUUCAGCGAGAUGGUGAUGUGCAGUGCGGCGUCGGACCUGGUGGUGAAGAAGAUGUGUUACCUGUACGUCGCCACCUACGCCGCCACCAAGCCCGAACUCGCCCUGCUCACCAUCAACUUCCUGCAGCGCGACUGCCAGGACGACGACCCAAUGAUACGUGGCCUAGCCCUGCGCAACCUGUGCGCCCUGCGGGUGCGCGGGCUGGUAGAAUACCUCGUGGGGCCCCUGGAGCGCGGGCUAGGGGACGUGAGUGCGUACGUGCGGGCAGUGGCGGUGAUGGGCGUGCUGAAGCUGUAUCAUUUGGCUCCUGGGGUGUGCCGGGAGCAUGGGUACAUCGGCAUGCUGAAGAGGAAACUCACAGACGAUCCAGAUGCGCAGGUGGUGGCUAAUUGUGUGAGUGCGUUGCAGGAGAUACUGGCAGGGGAGUCGCUGGCAGAGAAUGGAGACCCCGAGGCUGUCAGGGACCGUGACAUGCUGCACAGCCGCUCCAUCGUUUUCGCCCUCCUCAACCGUAUGAAGGAGAUGAACGAGGCCUUUGACCUCAUGAACCUGCUAGAGGACCGCCUGCAGCAUGCCAACAGUGCCGUCGUGCUCGCCACUGCCAUGCUGUUUCUCCACCUGACGCUCUCCAUGCCAGAUGUGCACCACCAGGUAUACGAGCGCAUCAAGACCCCGUUGCUUACGCUGAUGGGCACGUGCAGCACGGAGCAGUCAUACGCAGUGCUCUGCCACCUCUCCCUGCUCGUAUCUCGCUGCCCGUGUGUGUUUGCGGGAGACUACAAGCAUCUGUACUGCAAGGUCCGCGACCCGCCCUAUGUGAAGCGACUCAAGCUGCAGAUGUUGACCGCAAUUGCCAACGACAGCAACACAUAUGACAUUGUGACGGAGUUGACAGAGUAUGCAGCGGACGUUGAUGUUUCAAUCGCACGGGAGGCGAUUCGAGCAGUGGGGCAGAUAGCGCUGCAGAGCUACGAUGUGAACGGCAUUGUGGACCGGCUGCUGCAGUUCCUGGAGAUGGACACCGACUAUGUCACUGCGGAGACCCUGGUGCUGGUGCGGGAUCUCCUGCGCAAGUACCCCCAGUGGGCGCAGGACUGCAUCGCUGUGGUGGGGUCCGUGAGCUCUCGCUCUGUCACUGACCCGCGGGCCAAGGCGGCACUCGUGUGGAUGCUGGGGGAAUACGGCCAGCACAUGGGGGAUGCCCCGUACACCCUGGAGGGUUUUGUCAACUCGUGGGAGGAGGAGACGAAUGCGGAGGUGCGUCUGGAGCUGCUGACAGCAGUGGCAAAGCUCUUCUUCAAGCGCCCCCCCGAGUGCCAGAAGAUGCUGGGCGCCGUGCUCGCCCACGGACUCGCGGAGUCGCAGCAGGACGUGCACGACAGGGCUCUCCUCUACUACCGGUUGCUGAGGGCGGGAGUGGGCGUGGCAGAGCAGGUGAUCAACCCAGAGAAGCAGCCGGUGUCGGUGUUUGUGGACUCGCAGGGCAGUGAGACGCGCGAUCGCAUCUUUGAUGAGUUCAACUCCCUCUCUGUCGUCUACCAAAAGCCAGCAUACCUGUUCCUGGACAAGGAUCAGCGCAGCCUGCUUGACGCCGAAUACACCUCCGUGGCCUCUGCUGCCGCCACUGCUUCUGCAGCAGCCGCUGCCACUGCUCCUGCCACUGCCGCUGCUCCAUCGGCCCGCGCCUCACAGGGUGAAUCAGCUGCCUCGCUCCUUGAUGCCUCUGACAGGGAGCUUGCCAACUCACCUCUCAUCUCAGCUGAUGCAGUUCCCAAUGGUCAUGCUGCUGCCGCUGGUAGUGCCGCUGGUGCUGGUGCUGCAGCAGCAGCGGCUCCUCUGCUGCCGUUGGAUCUUCUAUCCGACGGACCCACACAUCCUGCUGCUGCUCCCCCUCCUGCUGCUGCCCCUGCAGCAGCAUUGGACCCGUUUGCAGAGCUAGCAAGCACACAACCUGCCUAUUCCGAUGCCCCCAGUGCAGCAGCAGCACCACCAGGAGCAGGAGCGCCAGCAGUGCCAGCAGCAGCAGCAGGAGCAGACAGCACGACAGCUGCAGCGUCUGCUGCUGCAGCACCAGCAGCCCCUGCAGGGGCCACUGGAGGAGGCACCGGUUUCGACUCCAUCGACAGUCUGUUGGGUCUUGCAGCGCCAUCGCCGGCGCCAGGUGGCGGAGCGGGAUUGGAGGACAUGCUGUCGGGGGCGCCUGCGCCUGUGCGGCCAGCGCUGGUGCUUAGUGCCAAGGCAGCCCUGGAUGCACCGUCCUUCCAGCGCACGUGGAGCCACCUGCCUGUGGCUGCCACUCUCGAGGAGAAGCUGCCAGGAACCUUCAUCACUGCCCUGACAGCGCCCGCCCCUCUGUUAAGGCACAUGGCACACAGGAGCAUUCAGUGCAUGGCUUCAGGCGGCCAACGUCCCGCCUUCCGAUUCUUCUUCUACGCGCAAAAGGCUGAUGCGGCGCCAGGUGGCAUGUUCCUUGUGGAGCUACAGGUGAACACGAGUGCUGCCACGGCAAGUGGCAAGGUGAAGGGGGCGGCAGGAGCAGCUGACGAGUUUGCUGCCUUGUUUCGUGACGCCUUGCUGUCGUUUGGCCAGCUCGUUUAA
Closterium sp. Yama58-4 is the source of this 2754-nucleotide messenger RNA. Lineage: Eukaryota; Viridiplantae; Streptophyta; Zygnematophyceae; Desmidiales; Closteriaceae. The record is from the annotation of a GenBank genome assembly.